AUGGCUGAGCUCGCGGCGGGCGCCGUGAGCUCACUGUUGGUUGUCAUCCGCAGCGAGGCACUACUGCUGCGUGGCGUCCGGCACGAUGUGCAGUUUAUCAAGGAAGAGAUGGAGAGCAUGAAGAGCUUCCUGACGCACCUGGCGAGGUGGGCACCUCCUGGUGGGGAGCAUGACGAGCAAGUGCGCACCUGGAUGAACCAGGUGCGGCUGCUCGCCCAGGACUGCAACAACUGCAUCGACCUCUACCUCUACCGGGGGAACCCCGAUAUCCACCGUGCCAGAGGCGGACUCCGAGGCUACCUCUGGUGGGCAAGCUGGUUACUGCACAAGUUGGCCGCUAAGCACCGCGCAGCCGAGCAGCUGCGGCGGCUAAAGGAGCGGGCGCGCGACGUCGGCGAGCGGAGGUUGAGGUAUGGCGUGGAGGUCCCGGCCAAGUCAGGGGAGGGGCAAUCGCCUCCGGCACCUGGGCUAGCAGGGGCGGCACCUUCAGCACGGACUGCUGUGCGAGGUGGUCAUGCUGCUGGGGACGAUGACGGUGAAGAAGAGGGUGACGAUCAACUCAUGGGGGCAAUGACAACCGGCGGUCAUUCUGGUGGUCGAAGAGCCUUCAUUGAGCCUCGCACUUUGGAUGACUACGUCAAGGCAAAGCUACGUGAUUGGGUAGAUGGAACUCCUACAGAUGCCGGCGAGACUUUGUCCGUGGUCCUUGUGGCACCGAACACUUAUCAGGACCUUCUGGCUCUCAUACAAGAAUAUUUGGUUUUUUCGUCGGAUUCAGACCUCGACUCUCAUCCCUCGGUUUUGCCAGUGGAGAACGGCUACAAUCGCUUUGUGUUGGUUGACAUCCCGGCCGUGCACCCAAAGUUUACGCGGCUACGACCCAAGGAAGUUCUCUUCUACAUUCUGCGCGAGCUCAGGCAAAGCACAAAAGGCAGAGUGGGGAAGAAGUAUCUUGACCCUUUGGAAGUUCAUGUAAGAAGAUUCCAAAUUUACAAUCAAAUUCACAGUGAAAAGAAGAGGGCUCUUGCUCUUCUCAAAGUCAAGGAGAAGAUCAAAAAGAUGAAGAUUUAUGAAAAGCUUGACAAAAUCAAAAGUGAUAUUCAAGGUCGACUACAGAGGGGCGACAAACUACCACAGCUGCAGGGUGAGUUUCACCAGCUGCACCUAGACGUACUCCUUCAGCUGCUGCUCCAGGCAGCUGUUGCUGCGUCUCAACAAGACCAAGGGAAGAACAAUGACAUGCAAAUGUUACCAGAAUGGGACAACAGCAACAAUAACAUCAUCGUCAAGAAGCUUAAGGAGCAUAUGGAAGAGGGGGGCGGAGGAGGAGGAGGGGAAAUCGGAAGUCAGCAGACGACAUGGAUUCACCUCGAUGAGGCACAAUAUGCACACAUCCUGUGGAAGCUGUUCUCCAAGGGCUGCUCCAGCAGCAAGCCCCUGCAGGCUCAGGACAGAUGGUCGGACAAGCAAGUUACAAAGACCACAACAGCGGACAAGCAAGCUACAAAGACCACAACUGCUGAAUUGGGUGAGGAUCAAAUCAAACCAAUGAUCCAGAAUGCAAAGGAAGGCACCUUACAGGAGCUGCAGAAAGGCGAGUAUGACAAGAGUGAAGGGACAGCUGAAUCUGGUAGUGUUCCGGAUCAAAACCCAGAAACGGUUGUUGAAAAAUUCGGUCAGAUGAUGGAGAAAUUAAAGCAGGAGUUCAAAGAGCAGCUCAAGAUCAAAGGUCUCGUGGACGAGAUUAAGCGUAAUUUGGAAUAUAUUUCGGACUGCCAUUGUUAUGAAUGUCCCCUGUUUAUCCUCAGAGUUGAUGAGCUGAUGGAUAUUGCCACAUGGGAGGGUACCAGAAAUGCUUUGAGCCUGCUAAACUGCAGUGCCGAUUUAAUGAUGGUCACCAACACAAAUGACGUCCAUCUGGCUAGAGAAUAUUGCUAUCCACAGCGGGAACCUAUAGCUAUAGACUAUUCUCUUGCUGGCCUCUACCAUGAUACAGUGCUCCAGCUUACUAGCCAGCAGAAGAAUAAAGACAACUACAACCCCCAAAUUUUUCAUGAUAUCUUGUCCGAGUGUGAGUCACAUGAAUUCUGCAUGAAGAUCUUCACUCAUGCUUUGUAUGCUAACCCCAACAGGAGCAAUGAGGAGUUACUCAAGCUGCACAGCACCUUGCAGGCUUUGCCAAAAUCAUUCAACAGCAUCACUAAGGUGAUGUUCAAGUUCUCUUACAACGAUCUGCCUAAAGAAUACAAGUCCUGCCUACUGUACCUAGCUAUCUUCUCUAUGGGACACAAGAUCAGGCGGUCAACCUUGAUUGGACGGUGGAUUGCAGAAGGGCUGACAUCCAAUGAAGAUUGGCUCAGUUCUGUGCGUCAGGCCAACCGAUGUUUUGACACACUCAUUGACCGGUGCCUCGUUGAACCUGCUGAUGUUGGUGCUUCAGGAAAUGUCAAGAGCUGUGUCGUAGGUGAUCUUUUUCAUGGAUUCAUUACCACCAUCGCCAGAAAACAACACAUCGUGGAGACACGGCUGUCACAUCACUUGGCUCGCCACUUCUCCAUUUUCAACGAUCUCCAGCUCCGUGGCUCUGAUAGAAUUGAUAAAUUUUUCCAGGGGCUCUCUGAAUCAUCUCGAGUAUCCCUGCUCAAGGUGCUCGAUCUAGAAGGUUGUCAGUGCUUUGGGAAGAACCGGCAGUACCUCAAGGACAUCUGCAGCAAGAUGUUACUUCUCAAGUAUCUAAGCCUCAGGAGAACAGAUAUUACCGAGCUACCUAGUGAAAUCAACAACCUCCGUGAGUUAGAGGUAUUGGAUAUCCGAGAAACCGAUGUGCCUCCACAUGCAACAGCAAAUAUCCUGCUAUUGAAGCUGAAGCGUCUGCUUGCUGGUCACAUUGAUCUGAAUGCAAGCAAGUUUGGCUCUAGUGGCCGGGUUCCUCGUAGGAUCGGCAAAAUGGUAAACAUGGAGGUCCUAUCUAAUGUCCAGGCCAAGCACAGUCAUGAUUUAAAAGAUAUUGGAAAGCUAUGGCAGCUGAGGAAGCUAGGUGUGGUUAUUGAUGAUAAGGAUAGCCACCUCAGGAAUUUGCUUCAGACAAUCAGUGACCUCCAUGAGUCCCUCCGUUCUCUGACAAUCACUGCUAGUGUUCUGUUAGCCACACAAUCCGAGGGUACUCCUUCCAGUGCAGAGUUACCAGAUGGCAUUGGCUCGCUCUUAGAAAACCAACCCAAGAUGCUUGAGAGUCUAAGCAUCAGGGGAAUCAGUCUAAAUCCAUUGUUCAUGAAAGGUGAUAACAAAAAACUUGCGAAGGUAACUCUUAGUAGCACCCUGCUGAGCCAAGAUGAUUUAAAAGUCCUUGCCAAGCUGCCCAAGUUACGGUGUGUCAGGCUCCAACAUAUUACAAGCACUGAGCCCAUGCUCAGCUUCAAGGAGGGUGAAUUCAGAUGCCUCAAGUACCUUCUUGUUGACGGCUCGGGCUUGACUAUCACUUUUGAGGAUGAAGCAGCCCCUGAGCUCGAGAAGAUGGUUUUGUCUUUCACCAGCACAGGUUUUAUUUCUGGAGUUGACUCGCUUCCAAAACUCAAAGAGUUGGAGUUGAACAACAGCUUCAGUGGCAGGUUGCUAUCAUCAUUUGGCAGUACAGCACAAAUAACCAAGCUGACUCUUCGUGGUACAUUGCUAGAGCAAGACGCUCUACAAAUACUCGCAAAGAAACCAAAUCUGCGAUUUCUGGUGCUUUUGGACAAGUCUUUUGGUGGACUACAGAACGAGAUUACAUUAAAAGAUGAGUUCUCAUGGCUCAACCUUCUUGUUGUUGACUGCUCGGCCAUCACCAAGAUUGUCUUCACCAGCGGAUCUGCUCCUAGGCUCGAGAAGAUUGUCUGGUCAUCUUUCACAUCCCUCUCCGGUAUCCACAAACUUCCCAGCUUGAAGGAGCUCGAGUUCAACGGUGGCCAGGUCCCCGAUGAGGUGAGAGAGGGCAUCAAAAAGCAUAAAAACAAGCUUAGCCUUAAACUUGUGGGCCAGAAACUUUAA
Molecule: messenger RNA, 4026 nt
Organism: Triticum turgidum subsp. durum (durum wheat)
Lineage: Eukaryota; Viridiplantae; Streptophyta; Magnoliopsida; Poales; Poaceae
Source: the annotation of a GenBank genome assembly